Messenger RNA from Cetraspora pellucida, 129 nucleotides. NCBI's taxonomy places the organism in Eukaryota, Fungi, Glomeromycota, Glomeromycetes, Diversisporales, Gigasporaceae. The record is from the annotation of a GenBank genome assembly.
UGGUAAUGAUGUUGAAGAUGAUAAUGCAGAAAUAGAAAUGGAUAAAGGUUGUUAUAGUGGUAUUGAAGUUGUAAGAGACACACAAUAUUGGGAUACCCAGAUUAUUACUCUCAGCACUUUGGGUCAAAA